Dentiscutata heterogama is the source of this 1050-nucleotide messenger RNA. The record is from the annotation of a GenBank genome assembly. NCBI's taxonomy places the organism in Eukaryota, Fungi, Glomeromycota, Glomeromycetes, Diversisporales, Gigasporaceae.
AUGCCACUAAAAGUUUUUAAUAAUAAUAAUAUCAUUCUAUUAAAAUGGUCAUUCAUAAUAUCUAUUUUACUAACUUUAAUUCAAUCAAUCUCGUCAGUUGAUCCACGUUACGGUCAUACUGCUACUCUUAUAAAUGAUACAAUAUAUUUUGUAGGUGGAAAAACAAAUGGUGAUAGGUUUACCGUGGAUUUUAUAAGUCUUAACUUAUCAAAUACGUUCUUAUUAAAUAUACCUCCUUGGAUAGAACAAGAUUCUACAGGAAUGCCAUUAACAUUUGAUCACUCUGCUGUAGCUGGUGGUGUAAAUUAUACUAAAAUUGUGGUUUUUGGAGGUGGUGUAGAUGAUCCUGCUUCUGCUGCUAUGCCAAGUUUAACAGUUUAUGAUCCAAACCUUAGGUUAUGGAAUCGAUUAACAAUUUCUUCAACACCGAUAAGAAGAUUUAAACAUUCUGCUGCAAUAUUAUCAAAUCAAAAUAUGUUAAUUUAUGGUGGUGAAGUGGGUAGUGAAACUGGAAGUCAAUCUAGUUUUGUAGAAUAUGAUUUUUGGAGUUUAAAUACUACUUCGUUAUCUGGGUGGCAGGGGUUACCAUCUUUAGCUAACUCUCCUGGAAUGAGAGAACGUCAUACUGCUAGUGUUAUUGGAAAUAAGAUGAUUAUUUUAGGAGGUACUGACGGUAAAUCUCUUAUCCCUAUGAGUUUAAUCUAUGUAUUUGAUUCUGUUGCAGUUAAUUGGACUUUAAUAACUGCUAUCGGUCAAGUUCCUUCUCCACGAAAUGAUCAUUCAGCUGUGGUUUUAAAGAAUUCUAUUAUAAUAUACGGUGGAUCUGGUAUAGAUAAUACUACAAUAUUUGGUGACGUUGCAAUUCUUGAUACGAUAUAUUGGAACUGGGAAGCUCCUCUUACCACUAACACACCUGUAAAUCGAUUCCAACAUUCGGCAACAAUCUUUGGUGCUAAUAUGAUCGUUGCAUUUGGAAAAAUUAGUCCUGGAACAGGUCCUGGAACCAUAGAUGAUCAAAUAUAUUGUUUAAAUUUAUUAAACUGGACGUGG